GGGAGCCGCUGCCGUGCGGGAGCGAAUGACUGCGCGAGGCCUGGCGCCGGACAGCCUCCCGGGGGAGCUGCUGUUGCCGCCGCCGCCGCGAGGCCGGCGCGGGCCGGAUUGGGCCUGUGAGGCUGGAGGGCCGGCCGGGGCCCGUGUCGGAGAUGAGGCCACUAAAGCAGACGGAGGCCGAGUAAUCGCUGGUGCGUGGAGGAGCCGGGAUCAGACCGGGACUGACUCGUGUCGCCCCUCGACGCGAGCUCUGCCUUUUCAGGGUAAAGCGCUUCUCAUGAGGAGCCAGGAAGAGGAAGAGGAGAUGGGAGUUGAACUUCUUAAAGCCAUGCUCCUGGAUUCAGUGACUUUCACGGAUGUGGCCAUAGAUUUCUCCCAAGAUGAAUGGGAAGGGCUGAAUCUUGCUCAAAGGACUUUGUAUAAGAAUGUGAUGUUGGAGAACUACAGGAACCUGGUUUCAGUGGGUCUUUGCAUUUCUAAACCAGAUGUGAUCUCCUUAUUGGAGCAAGGGGAAGGUCCCAGGGCGGAGACGGGAGAAGUGACACGGGCCCUCUGCCCAGAUUUGGAGUAUGUUGAGAUGACCAAGGAAUUAUCUCCAAACCAAGAUAUUUAUGAAGAGAAGUUAUCUCAGGCAGUGAUAGUGGAAAGACUUCCAAGCUGUGACCUUACCUGUUCCACAGCAGGGGAAAACUUGAACUGUGAAAACCUGUUUAAGAAGGAGCUGGUAAGUCAGAAGACACAUGUUAGUCAAGAGACAGUCACUCAUAUCGGUACCCUUAUUGAGGAAAGAGUCGACAUUAACGAAUCUGGAACACUUUUCCAUCUGAAUAGAUUAUCUUGUCUAGAGCAGGUAUUUCCCAUAGAAGAGAGAAUACAUAAUUUUGACACAGAUAAGAAAAGUUUAAAAACCCAUUCAUUUGUCAGAAAACAUAAGCAAGCCUAUGGAGAAAAGAAACUUUUGAAAUGUAAUGACUGUGAGAAAACUUUCAGCAAAAUCUCAGCCCUUACCCUUCAUCAGAGAAUUCACACCGGAGAGAAACCCUAUGAAUGUAUUGACUGUGGGAAAGCCUUCAGCCAGAGUGCCCAGCUUGCUAAACACCAGAGGAUACACACGGGAGAAAAACCCUUUGAAUGUACGGAAUGUGGGAAAGCCUUCAGCCAGAAUGCUUGUCUUAUUCAACACCGGAGAGUUCAUACUGGAGAGAAGCCUUACCAGUGUAAGCAGUGCAAUAAAGCCUUCAGCCGGCUUGCACAUCUCUUUCGACACCGGAGAGUUCAUACUGGAGAGAGACCCUAUGAAUGUGUUGAAUGUGGGAAGACCUUUAGUGAUUGUUCAUCCCUAGCUCAUCAUCGAAGGAUUCACACUGGAAAAAGACCGUACGAAUGUAUUGACUGUGGGAAAGCUUUCAGGCAGAAUGUUUGUCUGAUACGUCAUCGGAGGUAUUAUCACACUGGAGAGAAACCAUUUGAUUGUAUUUAUUGUGGGAAGGCUUUCACUGAUCACACAGGACUUAUUCAGCAUAAGAGAAUUCAUACUGGAGAGAGACCUUACAGAUGUAAUGUGUGUGGGAAGGCUUUUAGCCGUGGCUCUUCCCUGACUGUCCAUCAGAGAAUUCAUACAGGAGAAAAACCUUAUGAGUGCAGUAUCUGUGAGAAAGCCUUUACCCAUCGGGGUUCGCUUACUGUGCAUCAGAGAGUUCAUACUGGAGAAAAACCCUACAAGUGUAAGGAAUGUGGGAAGGCUUUUCGGCGGAGCACACCCCUCGCUCAUCAUCAGAGAAUUCAUACUGGAGAGAAACCUUAAGAAUGUAAGGAGUGCAGCAAAACUUGCAGCCAGAAUGCGCACCUUGCGCAACAUCAGAAAAUACACACUAGAAAGAAACCUUAUGAAUGUAAGGAAUGUGGUAAGGCUUUCAGUCAAAUCGCACACUUUGUUCAACAUCAGAGACUCCACACUGGCAAAAGACCAUAUGAAUGUCUUGAAUGUGGAAAGGCAUUCAGACAGAAGGCAUCCCUGAUUUGUCACCAGAGGUGUCAUACAGGCGAGAAGCCUUAUGGAUGUAACGUUUGUGGGAAAGCCUUUAGCCACCGUAAAUCCCUUACUCGACAUCAGAGGAUUCAUACAGGAGAAAAGCCUUAUGAGUGUAAAGAAUGUAGCAAAGCCUUCAGCCAGAUUGCCCAUCUGAAGCUCCAUAAGAGAAUUCAUACUGGGGGGAGGCCCUAUGAGUGUAGGAACUGUGGGAAAGCCUUCAGGCAGAGUGUGCAUCUGGCUCAUCAUCAGCGAGUUCAUGCUGGAGAAUCAUCCUCAGCUGCCCACUCCCCCUCACCCCCAUACCACCAAGUCCUCUAGAUCUGAUCUUCUGAACGCCUCUAGAAUCCGUCCGCCAUUUUCCAGUAUGUCCCAUUAUUGUAGUCCAAGCUGUAACCAUCUCAUUUUGAUUUUUACAAGGGUUACAACCAUUUUCCCUCUAGCUCCCCUCAAAUGCAUUUUUAACACUGUAGCCAGCUUCAUCUUUUAAAAAUAAA
Messenger RNA from Hyaena hyaena (striped hyena), 2526 nucleotides. RefSeq names its product zinc finger protein 470 (gene ZNF470). The transcript has 6 exons. NCBI's taxonomy places the organism in Eukaryota, Metazoa, Chordata, Mammalia, Carnivora, Hyaenidae. The record is from RefSeq and is a predicted model, not a curated record. Gene Ontology annotation, biological process: regulation of DNA-templated transcription.